GAAUUUUGAAGAAAUGUGUUUGGAUUUACACCGAUUCUCAAGGGUCAAUAAAUAAGUCACCUUGCAUUUUGAAUGAACAGGCUACGGAGGGUGGGCCUCAGAUUUUUUUUAUUGGAACACCAAUAAAUUUUUGGCUGACAAAAAUUUUAUUGAUGGAUUUAUUGAGGUUGUUUUCUCGAACGAGAAUUUUGAGGUUUGAUAGGAAACGAUCGAUUUUAAUCGACAUUGAUGAUAUCUUUGUGGCUCCAGAGGGAUUGAAAAUGAACAAAAAUGAUGUACAGGCACUCGUUCAGACUCAGGAGAAACUGCGUAGUUUUGUUCCUGGACUAACGUUUAAUCUUGGUUUCUGUGGGGCAUAUUACAAGAGAGGCACCCCAGCGGAGGUAGAGGGGAGUCAUGAGCUUGUCCGCCGGUCCAACAACUUUCAAUUUGCAGUCUGUACAAUGUCAAGCAGAGACUACAUAGAAGUCAUACAUACUAGUAGCUGUUCAGUGUACUGUUUCUCCCCUUCUCAGAAUACCUCCAUUGCUGUGGGGCAUGGUUACUCAGUGUCUCCCCACCACUCGGGCGUGUACCCGGUCUACCCACCUCUGUACGAGACCUGGGGGCGGAUAUGGAAUAUUACUAUGACAACCACGGAGGAAUACCCGAAUAUCUAUCCUGAGCAUUUGAGGAGAGGUUUCAUACAUCGUGGAAUCAUGGUGCUCCCCAGACAGACGUGCAGGUUGUUCACUCACACAAUAUCCUACGAAACAUUCCCCGGAGGUAAAGAAGCGUUUCAUGAAGCUGGCAAUGGUGGGACCGUCUUCAACACCCUCCUCUUUAAUCCAAUCUCCAUUUUUAUGACACACGUCACCAAUUAUGCCACAGACCGACUCACUUUGCAACUAUUCUCGGACCUUUUCCAAUUUACUCGCACCUGGACCAAUCUGGAGCUAACAACUGAUCGACCUUUAAACCUCGGGAAACGCUACUUUGAGAUCUUCCCAGAAGAUAAAGUACCAAUUUGGGGGUCUCCGUGUGGUCACAAGAGACACAUUGACAUUUAUCCCCCUUCAAAAAACUGUUCUCGGCUACCUUCACUGCUAAUUCUUGGACCACAGAAAUCAGGUACUACGGCUCUGUACACAUUCCUGAAGGAGCACCCCCUGAUAUCAGCUAACAAGAACAACAAAGAUCACUACGAGGAAGUCCAGUUCUUCAGCAAUGAGACACUCUACAACUAUGGAAUCGAGUGGUACAUGGAACAGUUUCCUGUCCCCCGCAACAACCAGGUCAUAUUCGAGAAGAGUGCUACAUACUUCACCCACCCUCUGGCUCCCAAAAGAGUGAAAGCCCUCCUCCCUAACAUCAAACUGGUGGUGAUUCUGCUGGACCCGGUCAAUAGAGCUUACUCCUGGUAUCAGCACAUGCAGGCACACAACAGCCCUGUUGCUCUUAAGUACACAUUCUCUGAAGUAAUAGGAAGCAACAGUGCUUCUAAUAUCACUGAUCGAGGAUUGCUGUCACUACGGCAACAUUGUUUGUCGCCGGGCCAGUACCAGAGGCACUUGAACUUGUGGUUGGAUCACUUUCUACCUGAGCAAUUGUUGCUGAUUGACGGGGAAACACUUGCGAUCAAACCAUCCAUUGUCAUGGAAACAGUUCAGGAGUUCCUAAACCUAGAAAUGCUUGACUACAAUGAGAUAUUAAAGUGGAACUCCGGUAAAGGUUUCUACUGCGUCAACAAUCACUGUCUUGGUCCAAGUAAAGGCAGAAAGUAUCCAGAUAUCGCCGUCGGUGACUUGAAGUUUUUGGAACAGUACUAUAGAGUUGAUAAUGUAAAACUUGCACAGUUGCUACGUAGACAUGUAAAAACCCCUAUACCUGACUGGCUAACCACUCAAUUGAGUGCCAUUAGGUCUUAGCUCAAAGAGUAUUAUAACUUUUGUAAAACGACCAACCACCCUCUCAAAAUUUUAAUCAUUUCCGGUAA
Messenger RNA from Halichondria panicea, 1975 nucleotides. Its product is annotated as bifunctional heparan sulfate N-deacetylase/N-sulfotransferase 1-like. Lineage: Eukaryota; Metazoa; Porifera; Demospongiae; Suberitida; Halichondriidae. The record is from RefSeq and is a predicted model, not a curated record. The coding region runs from base 153 to 1907 and encodes 584 amino acids. Gene Ontology annotation, cellular component: Golgi apparatus. Gene Ontology annotation, molecular function: heparan sulfate N-sulfotransferase activity; deacetylase activity. The transcript has 13 exons.